UCUACUCUAGUUUCAUCACACAUGGCUGCUCCCGCUCUCAAGUUCGCCGCCGUCAUGCUCCUGGCCGCCCUCUGCGCGGCCGCGCUGGUGCCGGCCGCGUCGGGGCAGCCAGCGGACGCGCUCGCAACGUGCAUCGAGCGCUGCGGCUGUGUGCCCUGCCCGAAAGGGAAGGUCUGCAUCACUGUGUGCAGGCCCCCGCCGCGAUGCGCGGCCAGGUGCCGCUGCACCUAUUCCGGCACGGGCUGCUAGGCCGGCGGCGACCUUGGAGACUCCGCCUGCAUGCGUGACGGCUCCGUCCGUCAGGAAGCCUAGCAUCGCAAGCCCUGAAGCCAGCAUCUCAUUAAUUUACUGUGUAUUGUAAGCCCUGUCUGUCGAUGUAUGUAUUGCAUGUGCGUGUGUUUGUGUGGUAAUAAAGUGUCAACGGAUCGAUCCGUUGGGGUUGUUAGCCAGUGUAUACAAGCUUCAAAAUGUUUUGCCAAAUAUAUUAGAAACUAUCAAACCUAUAUAAUAUAAAAUAAAUACAAUAUACAAUAUAUUUUUGUGGGA
Hordeum vulgare subsp. vulgare (domesticated barley) is the source of this 546-nucleotide messenger RNA. RefSeq lists its product as uncharacterized. The record is from RefSeq and is a predicted model, not a curated record. Lineage: Eukaryota; Viridiplantae; Streptophyta; Magnoliopsida; Poales; Poaceae. Bases 22 to 249 code for a protein of 75 amino acids. The transcript has a single exon.